AUGGACGGAGAAGACGCAGUCGCCCGGAAUUUGCAGAAGGAUUUGGAUGCGGUAGCCCGUGGUGCACCGGUUGACCCAUCGUCCGUUCAGAAAGAUAAAUCGGGGUGUAGCUUCCUUACACCUGAAAAGGAGGGCCGGAUCCCCUUCGCUCCAAGCAGCCCCUCUUUCGAGUUCCAGGAUGGCGAAACUGCUUCGAGAAGGCCAGCCACAACCCCCGCUCAGGCUCCCAAUGAGCGCACGUAUACCCGAGACGAGGUGGAAACCAUGAUCACCGCGGCCAUCAGAAACUACACCCAAAGUUUACCUCACGAUAACCGACUCAGGAGGGAUCCCAGACAUUCCCCGAACGAGGGACGAGCUGAUGACGAAGGCGACAGUUAUUCGGAAAAUCGAAGAGGCGAUAGUCAUAGAGUCAGGACCGAGGUAGACAGCCUGAGACGCGAUAUGAAUGAAUUAAAGGCCUUACGGAACAGGCCAGCGCGAGAUCUCGUGGGAUCUAGCCCUUUCGCAAAACACCUUGAUGAUGACCCCAUACCAGCUAGCUACCGACCCAUUUCGUUCGAGUACAAUGGCACAUCGGAUCCCGCCGAGCACCUAAGCCGUUUCAACAAUACAGCAUCGCUUCAUCAGCUCACAGAAGGGGUGAGAUGUCGUGCCUUCGCUACCACUCUAGCCGGAUCUGCUCAGGCCUGGUUCGGUUUGCUGCCUUCCGGGAGCGUACAAUCUUUCGAGCAAUUUGCCAAGGCUUUCAUGAACCAGUUCGCCAGCUCAAAGAAGUGCAAAAAAACCUCCCUGUCACUAUUUAGCAUUCGCCAAAAGGAGAAAGAAAGCCUCAGGAGUUACAUCAAACGGUUCACCUCGGCCACCCUGGAAGUCCCGACCACCAGUGAUGAGGUACUCAUGGCAGCUCUUUCUCAAGGACUGAGAGAUGAUGAGUUUUUCCGAGCUUUGGCGCUGGAGCCGUCCCCUGAUUUCGAUAACCUAUUAGAAAGGGCAUCUAGGUUCAUCAAUUUAGAAGAGGCCCGCCAACAGAAAAUGGAAGAAUCUCACCAAGUCGCAAAUGCACGAGUCAGCGAAGUAAAGAAAGGCAGGGAGCUCAUGUUACCUCGCAGGGAUGCCAAUGCCCCUAGUCGGAGUAUUGUCCCGGAUGCUAAGGGAUCUCGUUUUCAAUCAUAUCAGCCCCUUACGGCUCCUCUGUCCCAGGUGUUGUGCGCGAUUGAGAAGAGGGCUGAUCUACGAUGGCCUCGAACUGCUCGCGGAGCCCCCCGUCGAGAUCCAACGUUGGGUACUUUUUGCCGUUUCCAUAAUGAAUAUGGACAUACGACCGACGAUUGCGCACAUCUGAAGGACGAAGUGGAACGUCUCAUUAGAGAUAACAAAAUCGGGGAUUUUGUGAAGAUAGAUUCACCUCGGGGACAAAAGCGUGAAGCCCAGUUUGGGAACCCGCCACGAGCACCGCCACCACCACCAGCACCGAAAAGAGGGUACAUUCAGAUGAUUUCGGGGGGUCCUACGGGAGGAGAUACUCACCGGGCUAGGAGACGCCACCUCGGUAGCCUCAAAAAUAAUCAUGAGGUUUGCCAAAUCUCGACACCGAAGUAUCGUCAAUAUCCCACUAUCUCGUUUGGUCCGGAAGAUGAAGCGGACCUAGAGGAUUUCCAUUGUGACCCUCUCCUCAUCACGAUUAACGUUGGGGGGUACGAUGUCGCUCGCGCCUUCGUUGAUCCAGGAAGUUCGGUGGAUGUUAUAUCCUACGAAUGUUUCCUGCAAAUGGAGCUUGACCUCCCAAUCUUCCCUGUCACUACUCCGAUAUUCGGGUUCACGGGAGGAUCCCUGACGCCGGUUGGACAAGUUAAAAUCCCCGUCACUAUAGGGACGCCACCUCGAGUACGCACUCAAACCGUCAAUUUCGUCAUUGUCGAAGGAUCGCCAACCUCGUAUAAUAUCGUGAUAGGGCGACCGAUGUUACAUACCUUUCGGGCGGUCCCUUCAACCAUUCAUCAAAAGCUUAAGUUUCCAGUUGAUGGAACGGUGGGAGAGGUCAGGGGCGACCAAGCCCAAUCGAGAUCGUGUUAUGUCGAAAUGGUUAAAGUAGCAGAGAAAGGCCGACGUGAUACCCUCACCAAAGAAGAUUUGGGAGACGAGAAACGCCCUCGAAUUGACCCUGAGGAUAAGGUUAACCAUGUACAGCCUAUGGACGAAUUGAUGAUGGUUGACCUCGUCCCUGGCAUGAUGAAGCAGACUCGGAUAAGCAAGGACUUAGAACCGCUUCUCCGAGAUGAGCUGAUAGCGUUGUUGCGAUCUAAUGAGGACAUCUUCGCAUGGCAAUCAAGUGAUUUAACCGGUAUCUCGCCUCGCGCUGUCGUGCACAGGCUCAAUUUGCGACCUGAGUGUAGACCCGUCAAACAAAAACGACGACACUUCGGUACUGAGAAGGAUGAAAUCAUACAAAAAGAGGUUCAACGACUUUUGGACAUCGGACAUAUCAGGGAAAUUCAAUUCCCCACAUGGUUGUCCAACGCGGUUUUGGUACAGAAAGCCAACGGCCAGUGGCGAAUGUGCAUCGAUUUUAGGGACUUAAACAAGGCCUGCCCUAAAGACGAUUACCCCUUACCUCGCAUAGAUCAGCUUGUAGAUGCCACUGCCGGGUGCGAGCUACUUAGCAUGAUGGAUGCUUCGCAAGGAUACCAUCAGAUCCCGUUGGACGAGAAGGAUCAGCCAGCAGUAAGUUUUGUCACAGCCACGGGUACUUAUUGUUACGUGGUGAUGCCUUUUGGUUUGAAGAAUGCAGGGGCCACAUAUCAGCGAUUAAUGGAUAGAAUGUUUCGGGCUCAGCUCGGACGCAACAUCGAAGUCUACGUGGAUGACAUGCUAGUUAAAAGCAAGCAGCGUUCCACGCACCUCGCAGAUCUAGCUGAAACGUUUGCCACUCUUCGUCUAUAUGGAAUGAAGCUCAACCCCGCGAAAUGCGCAUUUGCAGUACAAGCUGGAAAGUUCUUGGGGUAUAUUGUUAACCGGGAAGGUAUCAAAGUGAACCAGGAUAAGGUUAAGGCCGUACUCCAAAUGACACCCCCUCGCUCCAUCAAGGAGGUCCAAUCCUUAGCAGGGAAGGUAGUAGCCCUAGCUCGAUUUAUAUCGCGUAUGGCUGACAAGAGUUUACCUUUCUUUAAAAUAUUAAGAAAAACGGCCCAAUUCGAAUGGACUACCGAGUGCCAGCUCGCAUUCGACGCGCUAAAGCGAUCCCUCACUUGUUUACCGAUCCUCAGCAUUCCGGAAAAUGGGGAAACUCUGUUCGUAUACCUGUCAGUAGGCGAUGAAUCAAUCAGUUCGGUUCUGUUCAAGGAAGUGAAUAAUCAACAAAAGCCAAUCUACUAUAUUAGCAAAAUCCUUACUACAUCGGAAAGUAAAUAUUCUGAAGUCGAGAAAAUAGCGUAUGCUCUGGUCCUCACCACGCGACGACUCCGGCCUUACUUCCUGUCGCAUACCAUGGUGAUCCGCACAAGUCUACCACUUCGGCAAACCUUAGGUCAACCUACUGCGUCAGGACGAAUUGUCAAAUGGGCCAUCGAACUAGGACAAUACGAGAUUCAGUAUCAACCUCGUACCUCGGUUAAAGGGCAAGCCUUGGCAGAUUUCAUCCGGGAAACUGCCAGGAUACCAAUCGAAAAAGAGUGGAAAAUUUACGUAGACGGGUCGUCAACAACAACCGGAGCAGGGGCAGGAAUAAUAGUCAUUGAUCCCACCGGAACGGAGGUUGAGUUCGCCGUCAAACUGCCUCGAGUUUCUAACAACGAGGCAGAGUACGAAGCUUUCAUCCGAGGAAUGGAGAUUGCCCAGGAACUCGGAGCACGAGUGGUGCGAAUAUACUCUGAUUCACAAUUGGUGAUACACCAACUAGAGGGAGAUUAUGAAGUAAAAAAUGAUAGAAUGAAGGGAUAUGUGAAUAAAGCUCGAGCAGUACAAGAAACUUUCGAAACCUGCACGGUGCAUCAACUUCCGAGGAACGACAACCAACGAGCCGAUUUCCUCGCUAAAAUUGGGUCAUCAGUUAUUGACUGUGUCGAGCGAAAAAUUACCAUCCUCAUCGCCCCUACCCCGAUGCAAGGGCUCAUGAUAAUCGAGGAAGAAUCUGACUGGAGAACACCUUUGUUCAGAUAUUUUAGAGGAGAACGUUUUGGCACGAAGAGGGAACAGCAUCGUUUGGCAUAUAAAGCAAGGCACUUUUAUGUGCGACACGAGGUAUUGUAUAAAAGGACCUUCACCACGGUGGAUGCAAGGUGCCUAGGAAAACAAGAAGCGAAAUGUGUCCUAGACGAAGUACACCGAGGAGGUUGUGGGGAGCAUGGAGGAGCUCGGGCCCUCAUGCAAAAAUUACAUCGGGCUGGGUAUUAUUGGCCCGGCAUGAAGAGAGACACCCAUCAAUAUGUACAACAUUGCGCGCAAUGUCAGAAAUUUGCCCCACUAAUCCAUAAACCAGGAGAAGAAAUGACUAUUAUGAGCGCUCCAUGCCCUUUCGCCCAAUGGGGAAUUGAUCUGGUGGGACCUUUUCCUCAAACCACCGGUAGGAAGAAAUUUCUUAUUGUUGCGGUGGACUAUUUCACCAAGUGGGUUGAAGCUGAGGCUUUGUCUAAAAUAACAGAAGAUGAGGUAAUGCACUUCAUUUGGAAGUAUAUAUGCUGCCGGUUUGGCCUACCUCGCAGUAUUGUGUCAGACAAUGGCACUCAGUUCAACGGCAAAAAGAUCCGCGCAUGGUGCGAAGAGAUGAAGAUAACACAGAAAUUUGUGGCGGUAGCACACCCCCAGGCUAAUGGCCAAGUGGAAUCCACAAACCGGACCAUUGUCAAUGGUUUGAAGAAAAGACUGGAUGAGCUAGGAGGAAGCUGGGUCGACGAGCUGCCCUCGGUCCUAUGGUCUUACCGGACAUCGGCCAAAGCAGCUACCGGCGAGACACCAUUUCGAUUAACCUAUGGAACCGACGCUGUUAUUCCGGUUGAGGUGGCAAUGGACACACUUCGCAUCGCCACAUUUGAUGAAAAAACAAACGAUGACGCCUUGAGAACACAGCUGGACGAGGUCUUUGACCUGCGAGAAGCGGCGUAUCUACACAUGGAGCGAAGUAAGAACCUGAUUAAAGCACGAUACGAUCAAGGGGUAUGGCCUCGUUCAUUCCAGAUCGGCGACCUGGUCUUGCGCCGAGCUGACGCACUAAAACAUACAGGAAAGUUAGAGGCUAAUUGGGAAGGACCAUACAUGGUCACAAAAUGUUUGGCUGGUGGAGGGUAUGAGCUAGCAGACGUAGAAGGGAAACCACUGCCACGGGCAUGGAAUGUCAUCCAUUUAAAACGCUUCUUCGCGUAA
This is a messenger RNA of Erythranthe guttata (spotted monkey flower), 5358 nucleotides long. Lineage: Eukaryota; Viridiplantae; Streptophyta; Magnoliopsida; Lamiales; Phrymaceae. The record is from RefSeq and is a predicted model, not a curated record.